UAUAAACUUGCUAACACUGUGUUUCUUUGCAGUGUAAAAAGUGGUUAGUGACUUGCGUGACAAGAAAGGAUGGCGCGGUCACGCUCCAGAUCAUCUCCCAAGAGGAAACAGAGGCCUUCAUCACCAGCACCUAGAAAGUCUGAACACUACAAGCAAAGAAGUUCUCGUGGGUAUCAUAGCUUUGACCAUAGGAAGGAUCUGAACAGAUCCACCACUUGGAGAAUGCACAAGAAUGGACAGAGGAGAUCAAGGAAUUCUUCUCGUGAAAAUACGUAUUACCGAUAUUAUAAACGUAGAUCAUCCUCUCCAAACACAAGAAGCUCUUCAGACAAAUUUUAUUCUUAUAAGCCUUACCAAGCAUAUUCACCAGGAAGAGAGGAUGGUAACAGGUACAUGCCCAGAUACUCAGAAAGUGCAUACUACCCACAGUAUCAGUGGGAUUAUUAUCCUCAGCACGCGCGAGGAAGGUCUGUUCCUUAUGACCACAGAGGUAGAAGAAGUGGAAAAAGAGGAAAAUCACCUCGGAGGUCAACAGAAGAUUCCUCUAGAUUUGAACGAAAGCAGCGUGAAGAUGAGCUGAGGUCCCAGAAGACACGAGAUGAAAAAUAUUCUCACUCUCUUAGAAGACGCUCUGAAGAUGGUGAGAAAAGGAGCUCUUUUCAGAAGAGGCAUACUGAGGAUCGUGAUUACAGAAGACGUGGGCACACGUCAACAAGACAUACAGGCGUGGAGAGGCAUGAUAACAGAGAGCUGUCCAGAAACCGUCAGUGCAAGCCGAGGCAUUCCCCUUCGCCUCACCAGGAGAAGAGAGCUCAGCGCAGCCCUAAGUACCAAGCUCAUCGACAUGCUCCGAAGAGACCCCCAGAGACCAGUUCAUCAACCAGGGCAUCCAGCGACUCUCGCCACAAACGCCGCAAGACCUCAGAUGGGGACCAGGAGUUGUCUGAUGGAAAAUCUCAGAAAUACUCGAAGGAGGAAGAUAGAAAAAGCACUCCUCAGAAUGACAAUGGAAAGUCCAGUUGCUCACAUGCUGGAAGACAGAGAGAGGCUGAAGAUGGGAAAGAUAAAAGUCCUUUAAAAUCAUCUAAGAAACACUACACUGCCUCUGCUCAUUCAGAUAAAAGUGUUGAUUUCAGAACCUCUGACGACAAACCGAAGAUGGAAAGAAAGAAAGAAAGGGAUGACAGGAAAGAGAGCAACUCCUCCAGUAACCACCUUGAUGAAAGUAAAGCUUCUGAUAUGAAACCUUCAUCCACUAGUCUUAGGAAGAAAUCACUUAUAAUUAAAGUAAAUGAGAAGAAAACAGUAAAUGCAUCCAGGGUCGCUUCUAUCAAGACAGAGAGUGAGAUGUCAGCUGAUUUGUCUGCUGUUAGCAAGAAAAGUGAGGACUCGGAACCAGUGCUUGAAAAUCUUGGCUCAACUGAGAAUACUGAAAACAAAAGUAAAGAAGAAUUUGCUCAGGAAAUCAUAACUGUCAUCCAUCAAGUUAAAGUUAAUUAUUUUCCAUCACCUCCCAUCACUCUACAUGAGCGUUUCUCAAAAUUAAAAGAUCAACAAGCUAUAGAUGGACAUGAAAAUAAAUCGACUCCAGAUUCAGGAAAUCCAAGGAGAGUAAAUAUGCCUUUGGCUGAGCUUCCAAAUAAACACACUAUGGUAUGUGAAUCGGAACAGACUCUGGUCAAAGUAAUAGAUCCAAAUGAUCUACGACAUGACAUUGAAAGAAGGAGAAAAGAACGAUUACAGAAUGAAGAUGAGCACAUUUUUCACAUAGAUAGUGCCACAGAGAGGAAUGAUCAGCCUUUCCGUUUUUUGACUCCUGCUGGUAGACCUCAAAACCCUCAAUGGGUUAAAAAAUCAAAUUCUACAAAAUUUACUCAGAGAACUUACAUGAGCAACUUUAGAGGUGGCAGACUCCAGCCCCAUUAUAAAUCAGGCCUCGUACAGAAGAGCUUGUACAUUCAGGCCAAAUAUCAGCGUUUACGGUUCACUGGGUCAAAGGGAUUUAUCACUAAUAAAUUCAGACAAAGAUUACUAAAGAAAAAGUUUUAAUAAUGUAAGACCCUAGUAAAAGGAAGGCACAAACAUGACCACUGGAGUCUAAUGGGCAAUCGAUGCAAAGGGAAGCCACACUACAGGAGGAUAUUGAGAGCAUCUCUGUCAGGAUUUAGAAUUAUCUCUAAAGCACUAAUACUGUAACUUUCUUGAAGAAAAUAACUUUAUUUUUCUGUAGUGGAUGCUGCAACUUUUUUAUACUUGCUUUUAAAUUACAGUAUUCAAUUGAAACAUUGUACAACUACAGUUUCUUUUGCAAAAAGUCUCAAAAGGACAUUCAUUAUUUGUUGAAUUUUUCUCUGAGCAUGGUUUCAUAGGGAACUUAACCGAGUUAUAUCCAAACAUUUAUAUGUUGAGAGUUUUUCUUAUGUAGUAAAAAAAUAAAAGUAUCUGAAUUAUGUACUAUCUGCACAUGAAAGAACUUUAAAACAGUGGCCUUACAGUAGUAAAUUUUAUACUGGAGUUUUCUUUUUCUGAUGACAUUUUGGCUUAUUGAAGUUUCCUUAAGUUUCUGAAGUUCAAGGCCUAGAUAAUUCAUACAUUUCAUAUUAUAAGAAAGCAAGACAAAAGGUGCUUCGAAAUAUUUCAUCAGGUAGUGAGUACACUGAAUUUUUAGUAACUGGUUCAUUGAAUUUUUUCUAUAACUAUUUGCUCUUUUCUAGUUUUAAAAUGCUAUUGUGGAAAAUAUGUGAAGAUUUUAUAACCUAUGGUCCAUCUUACUUUCCCUCAGGGCAACCUUGUUCAUAUCGUAUUUUUAAAGGCUUUUAAAAUUUUUGACAAAGUCUCAUAUUUGGGAAAUGUACUUUACUAUAGCGUUAUACAUUUUACAAGAACAUAUUAUAGAGUGUUUAUUUUAAGUUCAGUUGUGUUGAAUAUCUACUAUGUAUAAGACAUAAUUGA
Molecule: messenger RNA, 2952 nt
Organism: Phyllostomus discolor (pale spear-nosed bat)
Lineage: Eukaryota; Metazoa; Chordata; Mammalia; Chiroptera; Phyllostomidae
Gene: BCLAF3
Product: BCLAF1 and THRAP3 family member 3
Exons: 11
Coding region: 70-2049 (659 amino acids)
Biological process (GO): positive regulation of transcription by RNA polymerase II
Cellular component (GO): mediator complex
Molecular function (GO): transcription coregulator activity; DNA binding
Source: RefSeq, a predicted model, not a curated record